Aspergillus terreus NIH2624 is the source of this 879-nucleotide messenger RNA. Its product is annotated as acyl-CoA thioesterase. The transcript is spliced from 2 exons. NCBI's taxonomy places the organism in Eukaryota, Fungi, Ascomycota, Eurotiomycetes, Eurotiales, Aspergillaceae. The record is from RefSeq and is a predicted model, not a curated record. The coding region runs from base 1 to 879 and encodes 292 amino acids.
AUGCAAGCAAUCCGCUCGUUACUCGCCUCCCUCUGGGAAUCCACCAGCUUCUGGAAAGCUGCCGCGCUCCUUUUCGCCCUGCUCAAUCUAAAGACCCUCCCGAUCGUCUGGCAUCUGCGCGUCUACCGCUACUUCUUUCAGCAUGGCUAUCUCAUAACCCCCGCCGUCGAGCAGCCGGCCCGUCCGUCCACGCAGAUCCUCAAGCCCGUCAGCCUCUUCUCGCGCGCGCCCAUCAUGGAGCUCGAUUUCAAUAUGCACAAGUCCAACUCGACCUAUUUCUCCGAUCUCGACGUGUCGCGCACGGCGCUGAUGUCCAGUCUCGUCGUCAAGGGCGCUGCGCUGUUGGAGCGGCGCCUCGAAGCGCAGGGCAAGAAGGGGUUCCUUGGAUUCAUCCUCGGCAGUGUCUACACCACGUUCAAGCGCGAGAUUCCGGCGUAUAUGAAGUACGAGGUCAAGUCGCAUGUCGCGAGUUUCGAUAACAAGUGGAUCUACAUUAUUACGUAUUUCCUUCGGCCGGGAAAGAAGGGCUCGGAUAAUGAGGAGGUGCUGAAGAAGAGGUUGCUGGCGGUGUCGAUUAGCCGGUAUGUGUUGAAGAAGGGCCGGUAUACUGUCCCGCCGAAGGAUGCGUUUGAGGCGGCCGGAUAUACUCCUAUCCUUGCGACUGCGGAUACCAACGGACAUGCGACUGGAGCUGAAAAUGGACAUGCCAAUGGGGACGCUGUGUCGCGGAAGGAAGCUGUCAAUGGCGAUUCGGAUGAGUGGGAGCGCCUGAAGAAGGAGAUCGAUCAUGGACUGGACGUUGUCGCGCCCUUCAUUGAUCAGGAGGAGAAGCUGCUCGACGACUAUGUCGACAAGAUGCGUCGUCCUGGAUUUGCAUAG